Messenger RNA from Pelmatolapia mariae (spotted tilapia), 3678 nucleotides. RefSeq names its product ankyrin repeat and death domain containing 1A (gene ankdd1a). The record is from RefSeq and is a predicted model, not a curated record. Gene Ontology annotation, biological process: protein localization to ciliary inversin compartment; signal transduction. Lineage: Eukaryota; Metazoa; Chordata; Actinopteri; Cichliformes; Cichlidae. Gene Ontology annotation, cellular component: cytoplasm; ciliary inversin compartment. The transcript is spliced from 15 exons. Gene Ontology annotation, molecular function: protein binding. The coding region runs from base 111 to 1628 and encodes 505 amino acids.
AAAUGUACUGACGUUAGCACGCAGGAUAAACUUGUGCUGGAGAAGGAUAAAGAGCUCGAGUGAUGGAAGAGGAGACGGGCCGGUAGAAGCGGCUCUAAAGAGCAGCAGUCAUGGGGGAUGAGGUGCUGUCGGAGGACGAUUUCUUGUUGUGGUCUGAAAAGGAUUUUCACGAUGCUGCAAAAAGAAAUGACACAUGGAAAAUGCAAGAACUCAUCAAGAAGGGUGUGGACGUCAAUGCCAAAAACAAAGUAGGUCGAAAAGCACUGCACUGGGCAGCAGGAGCUGGGAAUGAACAGGCUUUGCGUCUCCUACUGGAGCAUGAUAUGGACAUUAAUGAGACUGACAGUUUUGGGAUGAACGCUCUGCUUCUGGCAUCCUGGUUUGGUCACCUAAACAUCCUACAGAUCCUGGUGUCUUGUGGAGCCAAGCUCAACUCUGAAAACAAAGAUGGUCUGAAUAUGCUGCACUGUGCUGCUCAGCGAGGACACAUCAGAGUAUUGGAGUUCUUCUUGGAGCACCUAGAAGGCAUCAGUCUAGAUGGAGUUGAAAAGUCAGGGAAGACAGCACUACACCUAGCUGCUGAACAUGGACAGCUUGAAGUAGUUGAAUUUCUGAUUGGAAUGGGUUACAUGCCUGGUUUGAAGGACAAGGAAGAAAACACGCCUAUGCACCUAGCAGCAAGCAAAGGGCACGCAGAGAUCCUACAGAAGAUCCUAGAGACUGGUGUCAGUGUGGAUAAAAGGAAUAUAGAUGAUCUCACACCAUUGCACAUGGCAGCUGACGGCGGUCACUAUGAAUGUGUUAGACUUCUGCUGGAUUCUGGCUGUAAUGUCAAUGCACAAACUAAUAGAAAAAUGAAUGCUCUCCAUUAUGUGGCACAGCAUGGUCAUGACAGAGAGGCCAGCUUGCUGCUGAAGGCAGGAAUCAAUGUAGAUGCUAUAAACAAUCAACACUGCACACCACUCCACCUGGCUGUAUUCAACAAUCACACAAAAGUUGUACGAUUGCUUAUUGAUGCUGGCAGCAACCUGAAUGCCACUGACAUUAGGCAGCAGACCGCACUACACAUUGCCUCAGAACAUGGCUGGCAUGACCUGGCUGAGAUGAUGCUGAUUUCUAGAGUUACUCUCAGUUUAACUGAUAAGCAGGGAAAAACAUGUCUGGAAGUGGCAGCAAGAGGAAACCAUGUGGUCCUGGUAGACAUGAUAAUUAAAGCUGACCGUUUUUAUAAAUGGGAGAAGGAUCACGGGGGAUGUGAGCAGGUAAGAAGACCUCUGAGCUUCAAACAGGACCAUCAGCCAGAGACACAGCACUUCCGUUCUGUCUUAUGGACCCUCGCCACAAAGCAUCUGUGUUAUGGGGAGUGGAAGAUUCUCGCUCAGCACUGGGACUUUAGUGAAGCACAUAUACAAGCUAUAGAACAACAGUGGACAGGUAAGAAAAGCUUCAAAGAUCACGGUCACCGGAUGCUGUUAAUCUGGCUUCAUGGAGUGCUCGUAGCUGGAGAAAACCCUACCAAAGGCCUCUAUGAGGGGUUGAUGGAAAUCUCCCGGACAGAUUUGGCAGAGUUCAUCCGACAGAAGGCAAACUCACAGACCAGCUCUCCUAAAAUGUGCUGCGUAAUGUGACGGCAACAAGUUUAUGCUUAUCAUUGAGCUAUUGUGUUAGCUUUGUUAAAACUUUCUUUAUUUAAAGAAAUAAAAAUAUUAUUUUUUAUAAAUAAAAUUACAUGAUUUGAAUUGUGAGUCACAUAAUGGUUUACAUUUUUUUUAAUGAAAGAUAGGUCUGUAGCAGCCAGGGGAAAGUUGCUCUCUAUUUAUUUCUUUUUUUUUUCCAUUUGUCGUUUUUUUGCCAUGCAAUUUUGUCAGGUUUUCUCUACUGCAGCACUUUACAAAAUGAACUGUGUUUACCUAGAAGGGCUAUAACAACAGCCUUGCACUGCUGCAGAUUUCCAUGUGCUGCAUCCCAUGCCAGUUAUCCACACACAAAGAAAGGACAAGACAAGCUGCCCCUAACCUACCCAAAAUGCCCCACACCUGCUGCUUAGGUGUGGGGCAUUUUGCUUCCCCCAAAGGUACUUGAGGUUCCUGAGAUUCCCUAAAGCGCAGAUCGUACCUCCCAACAUGGGCCAACUCGCCCCACAUGAUAGUGCAUCCGAGGAGGCGUGGACCCCCCUGCGCAUGGAGAGACCAAACCAUGAAACUGGCGACUCCAGGCACUGGUGCUCCAUAACCCUGCAGACCCCCUGCAGGCCCCCUGCAGCCCAGCCACCUGGCCCAGGGCCAGCACCCUCCACUGUAAGCAUCCCAGACCCCAAACCCCAAGACCCUCACACCAACAACCAGGGAAAACAUACAGACACCACAAAAUUGCAGCUACAGCUCUCCUGCUCUAACCUCCUAGGACCUGGUGUCCACAUAUGUGGACAUCACAUUUUGGGUUAUUUAGACCAAAAUACUCAAUUUUGCUCUACAAGGACCUGAUAUCCACUUACGAGGACAUUAUACUGUUACUGUUCUAUUAAAAUUUUAAACGAAUAUCCUCAUGUGGAUCUUACUUUUCUUAAAAACAAAAAUAAGGUAAAAAAUUUUUUUUUAAAAAUCUGGUAAUUCUUUGUUUUUACAUUCAUCGGGCCCCAAUAUGCCCAAAUAUCAAAGAGAAAUUAAAAAUGCAUGCCAUGGAAGAGUUCGGGUCUUAAGAGGUUAAGACACUAGAUGCCCAUAGCCCUCGGGUCCACCCCUAGCCACCUGCUAGAACAUUAAGUAAUGGAAUUGAUCAGUGAGGACCACAGAGAAUAUAAUAUGCCUAAUUAGUUUUUAGAGGAGGCAGGCAUUCUGUCCAGAAUAGUGUGGUCUAGAAGUAAAUUUCUAUAUUGGUUAACACAAUUUACAUUUUUAAUUUACAUUUUUGCCCCUCAGCUGUAAAAGGCUGAUGGGGUAUUGUUGUUACCUGGCCGGUAGGGUGGUUGAGUGAUGUGAAUUAAAUAACGAGAGAAUGAAGCGACAUACAUUACCCAUCAAAAGUUUGGACACACCUUCUCAUUUAAUGCUUUUUCUUUAUUUUCAUGACUAUUUACAUUGUAGAUUCUCACUGAAGGCAUCAGAACUAUGAAUUAACAUGUAACCCACUUUUAAAUAUAACUAAUAAAAUGCACUAAAUCCUCAAAAAUGUGAAAAGAGUUGUUAGUUUUAACAGUUAUACUUAGUUUAUGGUGAAUAAACCAUAUAUGCAGCAGUUAAAAGGUCAACUAUUCUGAAGGACGCAUGCAUCACUCUUAGCCAAUGAGCAGCUACAAAACAGCGCAUUGUCCCACCAUCUCCAUCUGAGAGAGCGCAUGCCUUCCUCUUUUCUUGCGGCUGCAAUGAGCUCCGAGCCCGCUAGCAGGAAAAAAAGGGGACGGAGAUUCACAGACAAAGGUACAAAAACUAAUACAGAAGAGUUAGCACUUGCUGCUGAUGCUAAAAAGGAUUUUAUGCAUGUAUACUGCUAAAAAACUGCAUCAAGUUCAAAGCUAUUAACUAGUUGUAGUUCUCUGCAUUUUUUUUGUAGAAAGUCAGGGCUGAGGCGGCGCGAUUUAAAAAAAUGAUUUUACCUGUUCAUGGUUUAUUUGCACUUUUUAUGAUUUCACUGAGUAAAAUCUUUCUAAUAUUUACUCAAGAAAUUGUUUACAGUGUUUUG